Colias croceus (clouded yellow) is the source of this 3925-nucleotide messenger RNA. RefSeq names its product protein PALS2 (gene vari). The record is from RefSeq and is a predicted model, not a curated record. The coding region runs from base 50 to 1852 and encodes 600 amino acids. Gene Ontology annotation, cellular component: plasma membrane; cell-cell junction. NCBI's taxonomy places the organism in Eukaryota, Metazoa, Arthropoda, Insecta, Lepidoptera, Pieridae. Gene Ontology annotation, molecular function: protein binding. The transcript is spliced from 12 exons.
AACUCCGCUUUACGGCCCGGGCCACGCGUUGUCUUGGUGAUCUGUGGUGAUGAUGGUGAGAAGGAGCGGCCGCUACACUGUCAGUUGGAGAGGCUUUAGAGACUUCUCGGCCAACAAGCCACCAGACGACGAAAAGGAGGAACAGAAACCUGAAGAAGAUUUAUCUAAUCAUGAAGUUAUCUUUUUACGGAGCAUUGUUGAAAGUCCUGACUUUGCUAGAAAAUGUGAGUCGAUCGAUUCGGAGGAGGACUUGAGAGUGAAGCCCGUCUCCUUGGAUAAUGUAAACAUUAUACGUUCACUCAGUGAAUAUCGAGGUAACAACAUUCGAACUAUUGAACAAGCAGAACUUGCUAUACUACUGUCAAGAGUUCACUUUAAGGCGCUUAUAGAUGCCCAUGACCAAAUUGGAAAGAUUUGGUUAGAGAGAGGAUCAGGCGUAGAUGAUAAAAUAGAAAUUAAAGAGGGUGAAAAAGAUACAGCGGAAGCAUUAGAUCCAAGUGCGGAACAAAACGGAGAUAUGCCUGUAGAAACAGUUAAAGUUGUAGGCCUUAGAAAAGUACCUGGACAACCAUUGGGUUUGACUGUAACCACCGAUGAACAUGGUCAGUUAAUAGUGGCUAGGAUACUAGCGGGCAGUGCGGCUGCAAAGCAAGCCCUACUCAGUGUUGGGGAUGUGUUGCUUGAAGUUGACGGUGUGCAAAUAGAUUCAGAGGACCAGCUAAAGGAAGCUGUCUCUAAGCCCAAUGACAGGGUGACCUUGAAAGUGGGACCAAACCUCAAAGAUAAGAGUGCUCAAUUAACUAAUAAACUAAGUUGUUACGUAAGGGCUCUAUUUGACUAUAGUCCAGCUGAAGACACACUUAUUCCAUGUAAAGAAAUAGGAUUAGAGUUUAAAAAAGGUGACAUUUUACAAAUAUCUGACAGAAAAGACCCAAACUGGUGGCAAGCGAGUCAUGUAGAAAAGCCUGAUGUAGUGGGCUUAAUACCUUCACCGGAAUUAGAAGAAAGGAGGAAGGCUUAUGUACCUCCGGAGGCUGAUUUUGUGCAUAAGAUUAGCAUAUGUGGUGCUAGAAUAUCAAGAAAGAAGAAGAAAUUUGUCUACGAGUCCCGUUCAAGCGUGCAACUAGAGGGUGCGGAAUUAGCCCUAUAUGAAGAGGUGGCUCGCACGCCGCCGUUCCUUCGACGCGUGUUAGCUCUCGUAGGCACAAGGGGAGUCGGACGAAGGACGCUCAAGAACAAGAUGAUACAAGAACACCCGGACCGGUUCGGCGCUGUUGUUCCACAUACAUCCCGCCCUCCCCGUCCGCUAGAAGAGAACGGCGACUCGUACUGGUUCGUGUCCCGCGAGGAGAUGGAGCGCGACGCGCACGCGGGCCGCUUCCUCGAGUACGGCGAGCACAACGGACACUUGUACGGGACGCACUUGGACUCCAUACGCGCCGUUAUUAAGGAUGGCAAAAUGUGCAUCCUGGACUGCGCGCCACAAUCACUGAAGCUUCUACACAACAGCAGUGAGUUCUUACCCUUCGUGGUAAUGAUCGGCGCGCCCGGUAUCGACCAACUGCGCAACCUUACCUACGCGUCCAAUAGGAAUCUGACGUUCGACCGGCAGAGCUCGAUCCGCUACAGCUCGCGGCGCGCGCGAACGCUCGAGUCGCUUGCGUCGCUCUAUGAGGAAGAAGAUCUGAAGCAAACACUAGAAGAAAGCGCUCGCAUACAGCGACAGUACGAGAAAUACAUAGAUCUUGAAAUUGUUAACACAAACAACGAUACAACCUACUCUAAAAUCAUGGACGCCCUCCAUUCCCUUUCUACCGACCACCAGUGGGUUCCCGUUAGCUGGAUUUACUAACACUUUUAUAAAUGUAGCAUUUUCCUAAGCUGUGAUAACGCGUGCGAUUAAAUAACAUAGUGUAUCCGUUAAAAUAAUAGGCAAGAUUGAAAUUGUAACGCGAUUAUGAAGCAUACUAAGAAUAGGAUUACCAUGUUGCAGUGUUAUGACGUCAUAGCUGUUAUUUUAAAUAAAUUUGUAAUCUAAGUUGAGUUAUUAACCUACCUAUACAUAUUAACCUACAUUGCGCUAGGGUAGGGCAAAAUAAAUAAACCGUUAUUGAUAAGAAAAUCUUAUUUUUUCAAAUGACAUUUGAGGUAAGGUAGUUGAUAGUUGAACAGUCGGUAGUUCCUAUUCUUAGUUGGAUGGCAUAACUGCGUAAAUAUGGCUGGCUACUCGCUACAUGUGCAAUUUAAAGAUUUAAAAUAUAUAGCAAAGCUGGUCUUUCACUUUUUAUGUUUACUAUAUAUACAAAAAUAGGUUUACUAUGCUGGUGCAUCGAAAUAGCUGUUAACUUUAUAUCACAAAGCAUGUUUACAUUUCAACUGUGAAAUGUUCAUGGCUCUUAGUUCAUAAGAUGUAUAACUUUAAUACCAACGUAUUAAUUCACGCGUAGGUGUUUCUUUAAAAUGUCACAUUAUUCUUCUUCAUACAUUUUAUAUGAAGCACAAAGCUUACGAAAAUGCUACCGCUAAAAUUUCGCAAACGAAGAAUUAUAUAUCUAAUAUUAGCAUUUACAAGAACUUCCGUAUAUUAUUGUGUCAUUUAUUACAAAAUAUUCGAACUCUUUUGAACUAGAGAAACCUUAUAAAUUUCUCUAUUUCACACACUAUACCUAUUCAAAAAGCAAAUUGAGAUUGGUUUAAACAACAUCACAUUUUUAAGACAUUCAAUUAAUUUAUUUAUACAUGUUAAUUGGCAUAAUUCAUUGUCAUUUACUUUACGGCAUGUUAUAAUUAUUAAAAUUCAAUACUUUGCUUUUAACUAAGAACAAUUACAAAUGAUUAAUUGUAUUAUAGAAGAGUGGAUUAUUUUCGAAUUUACGUGAAUGUGUUUUAAAAUAACAAAAAGAAUGUUAGUAAAUAAUUUCUAGGUAGAUCUUAAAUAAAAGCCUGUUAGAAACGUUAUUAUAAAUUUAAUUAGAAAAUCUUUCAUGGUGUACUUUGGUUUUUGAAAUUAUGCCUGAACACAUAUGAUAUGUAUUAAUUAGUUAAGUCUGAUGCCAUAAAAAUAUUCUAUGUUUAUUUAUUUAUCAUUCCAUCAUCCAUGCCUUUUCACACAAUGUUACCAUUUAUAAAAACAUUUCAUUAACCUUUUGUAAUCUUUAUUAAUAAUUAUAUUACAUUUGAUUGUAAAAGAUUCUUCUCUAUAUAAAUAGUAAUAAAUUACGAAUUAUUCACAUGCUUCACGAAUGGUGUUCAAUUUCCCACCAAAUAAAAUCUCGUAUAACUAAGAUAUUGUAAGGUCAUUUAAAAUGUUUGAACGAAAGCACAAAAAUAGCCUUAAAUUAAGGACUAUGUGACAUCUUGUAAUUGAGUAUUUUUAGCCCUCGAAUUAUUAUUUUUUAUAAUCAAGUAGAACGUAGUUAAAAUUACUAGUGUUUGUAUUAACAAUUAUUUGUAAUGUAAGAGUUAUCAAGGCCUAAAUUAAGUUUCGAACUUAUGUAAUUUGGCUAUCUGAUUUUGUACUCUAAUUAGUACUUUUGCAUUUAAUUAUAGAAUGUUUAGCAUUUGUAUUAAUGUAGUAUAUAAAUUUCACUGAUAGUUCAUAGAUAUAUGCUUUUUAUUAUAAUAUAAAAAUAAAGACAGUCUCAUCACAGUGCUAUCACAUUAAAUGUAAUCAUGUGAUAAACCAGUGUAAUUUUAGGAUAGUAAUAAUCAAUUUAAUAUGUAAUUAAUAAUUAAUUAAUAAUAAUUAUUAAUGUUAUGGCUUUUGCAAUUUUUAAAUAUUUUGCUAUUGAAUAUCAAUGUAUAAGUUAAGCUUCAAGUUAGCUCGUACUUCAUUAAGAAUCUCACAUUCCGUCCAUUUUGUUUUGUUAUUUAGCUACAGAUUUUAUUGUAUCGAGAAUUUUUCAAUAUACUUUAUGUAAGUAAA